GAGCCAUGUUGCGCCCAGGUUUGUGAUGUCCGAGCUCUGCAACGGACCAGGACCAGUGGAAGAACAGGGGCGGAGUCGCAGAGACGUUCCCCGGUUUGUGAUUGGGUGUGAAGAUGAUGAGCAAGACAUGGACCAAAUGGAUGCUGGUAUGAAGAAAGAGACAUUUCGGGAAGAAAACAUGGAGGAUGAUGAUGAAAAUGAGUCGCUGUCAGAGCGACAGAUUGUUGUGGGCAUAUGUUCAAUGAUGAAGAAGUCCAAAUCAAAACCCAUGACUCAGAUCUUGGAGAGACUUUGUAAGUUUGACUACAUUGAUGUGGUCAUCUUUCCUGAGGAGGUGAUUCUGGAGGAACCAGUGGAGAAAUGGCCAGUCUGUGACUGUCUCAUCUCAUUCCAUUCAAAAGGUUUUCCUCUUGAUAAAGCUGUGGAAUAUGCCAAGCUCAGGAACCCACUGCUCAUCAAUGAUCUCAACAUGCAGUAUUUCAUUCAGGACAGGAGAGAAGUGUAUCGGAUCCUUCUGGAAGAGGGCAUCGACUUGCCUCGUUACGCCGUGUUAAACCGAGACCCUGACAAUCCUGAAGAGUGUAACCUGGUGGAGGGGGACGACCAUGUCGAGGUGAACGGGGAGGCGUUUCCUAAACCUUUUGUGGAAAAACCUGUGUGUGCAGAGGACCACAACGUCUACAUCUAUUACCCUACGUCUGCAGGAGGAGGCAGCCAGAGGCUCUUCAGAAAGAUUGGGAGUCGCAGCAGUGUGUACUCACCAGAAAGCAGCGUACGAAAAACUGGAUCCUACAUCUAUGAGGAGUUCAUGCCAACAGACGGUACAGAUGUGAAGGUUUACACAGUGGGCCCAGACUAUGCCCAUGCUGAGGCCAGGAAGUCCCCAGCCCUGGAUGGGAAGGUGGAACGAGACAGUGAGGGGAAAGAGAUCCGUUACCCCGUCAUGCUCACCGCCAUGGAGAAGCUGGUGGCCCGAAAGGUCUGCCUGGCUUUCAAGCAAACAGUUUGUGGGUUCGAUCUGCUCAGAGCCAACGGUCAUUCUUAUGUCUGUGAUGUGAACGGAUUCAGUUUUGUCAAAAACUCAAUGAAGUACUACGACGACUGUGCCAAAGUCCUGGGAAACAUGGUAAUGAGGGAGUUAGCCCCUCAGCUGCACAUCCCCUGGUCCAUCCCCAUGGAGGCUGAAGACAUCCCCAUUGUCCCGACAACCUCAGGAACCAUGAUGGAGCUGCGCUGCGUCAUUGCCAUCAUUCGCCAUGGAGACCGAACACCAAAGCAAAAGAUGAAAAUGGAGGUUCGUCAUCCUCUAUUCUUUGAUUUGUUCAAAAAAUAUGAAGGAUACAAGAAAGGCAAAUUAAAGCUGAAAAAGCCAAAACAGCUGCAGGAAGUGCUGGACAUAGCCCGUCUCCUGCUGGUUGAACUGGGGCAGCACAACGACUGUGAGAUUGAGGAGAAGAAGUCAAAACUGGAGCAGCUCAAGACGGUUUUAGAAAUGUACGGUCACUUCUCAGGUAUCAACAGGAAAGUUCAGCUGACCUACCUUAGAAACGGACAACCUAAAGCCUCAAGUGAAGAAGAAGACUGCAAGAAGGACGGUCCGUCUCUGCUGCUGGUGUUGAAGUGGGGAGGGGAGCUGACGCCGGCAGGACGGGUUCAGGCUGAGGAGCUGGGCAGGGCCUUCCGCUGCAUGUACCCUGGAGGUCAAGGUGAUUAUGCUGGGUUUCCAGGCUGCGGCCUCCUGCGCCUUCACAGCACCUACCGCCACGAUCUGAAGAUCUACGCCUCUGAUGAAGGCAGGGUGCAGAUGACCGCUGCAGCAUUUGCCAAGGGUCUGUUGGCUCUGGAAGGCGAACUGACACCGAUCCUGGUUCAGAUGGUGAAGAGUGCCAACAUGAAUGGGCUGCUGGACAGUGACAGUGACUCUCUGACUGGCUGCCAGCAGAGGGUGAAGGCCAGGUUACAUGAGAUCAUGCAGAAGGACCAAGAGUUUACACAAGAGGACUAUCAGAAGUUGGCUCCAACAGGCAGCCCAUCACUGGUGAACUCCAUGAAGGUCAUAGAAAAUCCAGUCAAAACUUGUGACAAAGUUUACGCUCUCAUCCAGAGUCUCACAUCACAAAUCCGAAAGAAACUGGAGGACCCAAAGUCAGCAGACCUGCAGCUUUACCACAGUGAGACGUUGGAGCUGAUGCUACAGCGCUGGUCCAAGCUGGAGAGAGACUUCCGCAUGAAGAACGGGCGCUACGACAUCAGCAAGAUCCCAGACAUCUACGACUGCAUCAAAUACGAUACUCAGCACAACGCCACGCUCAGUCUGGAGGACACGUUGGAGCUAUUUAGACUGUCCCGUGCUCUGGCUGACAUCGUCAUCCCACAGGAGUACGGCAUCAGUAAAGCAGAGAAGCUGGACAUUGCUCAGGCUUACUGUGUUCCUCUGAUGAGGAAAAUCCAGCUAGACCUUCAGAGGACUCAUGAGGACGAGGCCGUCAACAAGCUCCACCCCCUGUAUUCUCGAGGAGUGAUGUCUCCUGGACGUCAUGUCCGUACACGACUCUACUUCACAAGCGAGAGCCACGUUCACUCCCUGCUCAGCAUGUUCCGCUAUGGAGGACUUCUGAAUGAGGAGAAGGACCAGCAGUGGAAACAAGCCAUGGAUUACCUGAGUGCUGUGACUGAGCUGAACUACAUGACUCAGAUCGUCAUCAUGCUGUAUGAAGACAACGAUAAGGACCCCACCUCAGAGGAGCGUUUCCACGUAGAGCUUCACUUCAGUCCAGGAGUCAAAGGGUGUGAAGAUGAAGAGAACGUGCCUCUCGGCUUCGGCUUCCGCCCUGCCUCAUCAGAGAAUGAAGACAAGAAGCCCAAUCAGGGAAGUUUGGAGGACCUUUCCCAGGACCAGACAGACGACGCCCUUUAUGUCUCCGAGCCUUUGAACUUCCAGAGAAAGUUCCCUAUGAUCCGCAACCGGAAGGCGGGCUCCAUGGAGGUCCUCUCCGAGUCCUCCCCCAAUCAUUCCACCAAAAGCUGCAUCCACCAUCGACUCUUCCAUUCUACGUCACGCCAGUCUCCUGAGAUCAAACCGAGUGGUUUAGGCUCGCUCUGCUCUGGCCUCUUCAGUGCCUCAGCCCUCGGGGUGUCCUGUAGCGCCCCCAACCUGCGGGAUUACGUCCGCUCGCACCACCACCGAAAGCCACCUUUGUCCCCCGGCAGUCUGCCGUGCAAGGUUGGCAUGUUUGAGCUGCUCUCUAUGCCGGCAGUAAAGAGAUUUUCUGUGUCGUUUGCCAGGCAUCCGACCAAUGGAUUCGAAGGUUGCUCCAUGGUGCCAUCUAUUUACCCGCUGGAGACACUGCACAACUUGCUGUCCCUCAAGCAGGUGGAAGAGUUUCUCCAAAAAGUGUGCGAGAGCUGUGAAGCUCAAACCAAAACGAUGAAAACCCUCUCUGGUUUAUUCAACUCCCAAAGCCAAACCUCUCUGGACAGUCCACGGCCGCCUCUGUCCUCCUCGGAGUCUGAGGCGUCACUCCAACCACCAAGCCAGCCUCUGUGGCAUGGCAGCAUACCUUCCAGCACCGUCUCCAGUGCGGGCCCCUCAUCCCCAGUCACAGACAGCUCCGGUCUGAACUUCAGCUUUAGCGAGUAGGCCAUCUAUCCACAAAACCUGGAGAACUUGUGAGUGUCUGAGGACGUCACCCCGCCUCAGACCUCAGACUGAUCAUGGACUCCUCUGGUGGGCAUUAACCCCACAACUCUAAUCAUCCCGUCACUGCAGCUCCUGUGGAUCUCCUCCAUUCUCUUUGUUGACAUUUCCAGUGAUCAUAUCCAACAUAAAGCCAGCAGUCCCACCAUCUGUGCCUUUCAGUCACUUUGGAUGCUGCCUCAUUAAAUCAUCAGGUGCCUGCUGCUUCUUUUUCAUUUCAAAUAUUUUUACACCAAACAAGUUCUGAUUUUGAGCUGAAGAUGGUAGUAAGCCCAGGUGAUGUCUGAGUAUCUGCUGUGUGAUUGUUAGAACACUGACGAGGCUGGAAACUAAAAAAAACUUUCAACCAAAGUCAACAAAUAUAAAAAGAAGCACCUUUAGGUAUCGUGUUGUAAUUUGGGUCUUCAAAAUAUGUGCUUUGUAGAUUUUGUUUGCUUCAUGAUUCAUGAACAUUAGUUUGUGGUCCUGACAGAAUUUACAGGAAGUUUCCUGUCUCCACUUGUUGAUUUUGCUGUUUCUGUUUAAAUUUUUAUUUUUUUAAAGGAAUGUCAAAUUACUUUUUUUCGUUAGUGUUUCACAAUAAGGGAUAAAAAUAUCAAAGAAAUUCUGCUAAAAACUGGCCCCCAUAUAUAGAAUAUUGUGAAAUCAUGUAAAUAACCUGUUUCAUCUCAAGUUGUCAUCAUGUUUAUCAAAGUGUUGAAUUCAUUUCUGUUUUCUGUUUGAUUCUUAGUUGACUUUUAUCAGGCAAAAUACAGGAUUUAUUUGAGGGGUUUUGUUUUCCUCUGUAAGACAAGACAUCUGAUCAAAGUUUUUGUCUUUUAUGUGACUGAUGUUAAAUGAAAAAAAUGUGUAAAUGUGCCUUUAAAUUAUUUGAGAUUCAUUUGUUUAAUUUUCAUAUCAAGUUGAUUUAAUGAAACCAGUUUUAGUUCCUGUGGUCAGUUUUUCUGUGGAUGAGUUGAUUUAGUUGUUUUCUGCUGUGCUGUCAGUUGUGAUUAUUAUUGAAUUAUUUAAAAAACAUUGUGCUCAGGUAAA
This is a messenger RNA of Austrofundulus limnaeus, 4729 nucleotides long. It is a transcript of the gene ppip5k1b, whose product is annotated as diphosphoinositol pentakisphosphate kinase 1b. Gene Ontology annotation, cellular component: cytosol. Gene Ontology annotation, molecular function: inositol hexakisphosphate kinase activity; 5-diphosphoinositol pentakisphosphate 1-kinase activity. Gene Ontology annotation, biological process: inositol metabolic process; inositol phosphate biosynthetic process. The record is from RefSeq and is a predicted model, not a curated record. Lineage: Eukaryota; Metazoa; Chordata; Actinopteri; Cyprinodontiformes; Rivulidae.